Paecilomyces variotii is the source of this 561-nucleotide messenger RNA. RefSeq lists its product as hypothetical. The record is from RefSeq and is a predicted model, not a curated record. NCBI's taxonomy places the organism in Eukaryota, Fungi, Ascomycota, Eurotiomycetes, Eurotiales, Thermoascaceae. The coding region runs from base 1 to 561 and encodes 186 amino acids. The transcript has a single exon.
AUGCAUAACAACAGCCGGAGCUUUCGCGCGCUGUCGCCGUCUCCAAUGACAGACAUGGAUAUGUCUCUCAAUUCGUUCACAUUCGCUUCCCAUGCGCGGACAACCAGCGAUUGCUCCUCCGUGAGCCCGUCAAGCUCCCCUAUUUCGAGCCCUACAGCGUCUCCUAAGACGAGAUUUCGGAGCUUCACCCGGAGGAUGCGUUCCCCCAGCUCCACGACUACGGACUCGCGCAGCCGCAGUGGCAGUGGCAGUCCAUUCACCCUGUGUUCCGCCAUGUCUCGCCGCCCAUCUGCCUUCUUUCUUCGCCGUCGCCCCUCUGCCGUCGAUCUUGCAUUGAGUGAGGAACGCUCCCGAUGCGAUGAAGAUACGGUCGAACGAACAGGCCUCGGUUUGAUGGAACCCCGUCCCGUCGACCCAGUUCCGACUCCGAUGGGCUUCGCUGCGGAUAUCUUCGGUGAUAUGGACAGUAUGUUGAAGGCGACUCCUGAUCUUCCAAUGCGCCCUCAGCAGCCCCGCUUUGUUCUGGGUGGUAUUUUCGAGGUGAUGGAAGGACGCGCAUGA